Molecule: messenger RNA, 4654 nt
Organism: Ceraceosorus guamensis
Lineage: Eukaryota; Fungi; Basidiomycota; Exobasidiomycetes; Ceraceosorales; Ceraceosoraceae
Exons: 3
Coding region: 100-4596 (1498 amino acids)
Molecular function (GO): DNA binding
Source: RefSeq, a predicted model, not a curated record
CCCAAGUCGCGUCGCGGUGUUCAGGAUCACAGGUCAGCUGGCGUUAGCUGUGCCACAUCCGAUCGCACAUUUUCACGCGUUUCCGGCGGCGACGGGAUCAUGCUGCCAUCAGGGAUAAAUGGGCUCGACCCUGCGCUGCUCGCCCAGUUGGGCUUGGCUCCUCAGCAAGGUGGUCAGCAAGGCCAAGGUCAACAGCAAUCCCUGUACGGUCUGGGGCAACCGCAGAUGCCGCAAGGAUCCAAUCAGAUGAUCGGAAAUGCUCAAUUUGGCUUGGGUGACAUGGGCUUUGGUGGUGUGGGGAGCUUUGGUCAGACGAUGAAUCCUCAGCAGCAGCAGCAAAAUCAACCACCACCGCAACAACAACAGCAGCAGCAGAAUCAAUUUCAGCAGUUUCAGCCGCAAUUCAACCAAUUUGGCGCGCUUACGAAUCCUGCGGGAGGCAUUGGGAUGUCUAACGCUACGCUGUCGAACCUUGCGAACAUGUUUGGUCAAUCUUCGCAGGGCCAAAAUUACAUGCAACAGCAACAGCAGCAGCAGCAGCAGCCACAACCACAACAUCAGCCCCAGCAGCAGCAGUUCCAAGCAAAUCAGCAGCGGCCUGCAUCCGCGCAAGGCCAGCAACAAGGCGGACAGACUGGUCAGUCUCAGCCCUAUGGUCAAGCUCAGCCUCAGGGAGCCCGACCAAACGUGCCUCAGGGGAUCAGCAACCCUUAUCAAUCUUUGCAGGCUCUACAAAGCUCCAUGCAGACCCUUCAGCGCCAAUGGCAAACGGUCGCUGGACAUCCCGACUCCCCACAGAAACAAAAUGCGCAGCAACAGCUAGCAACGCAGAUCAAAAGGAUAAAAGCGACUCAGGCCGGGGUCCUACAAAUGAUACAGAACAGCGGGCAAGCGGGUCAGCUAUCAAAUUUGAGCCAGCAAAUGCAGGCGGCGCAACAGGGCUCCUCCAUGCCCACUCAGCAGCAGCAGCAGCAAGCACCCCCACCGCACCUACAGCAUCAGCAGGGAGCACAGCAAGGCCAGGCGCAGCCUCAACAGCAGCAGCAACAGCAGUCAUUUCCGCAGCAGCCUCAACAAGCUGGAACCUCUUCGCAGCCGGGACAAGGGCCGCCGGUGGGAGAUGGCGCGCACCACCAGGACCAGCUUGCGGCGUUGCAGGCGUUUGCGCAGCGCCAAAGGAAUGCUCAGCAUCCAAAUCAGCCACGCUCGGGCACGCCGCAACAAGGGUUUCCUGGUGCAGCCGCUUCUCAAGGCAACCAACAGCCGAGUCAAGGUGUACAGGGACUUGCCGCAGGGCCGGCUGGCGGAGCGGCUGCUGCGGGACCUCAGCCACCCAGAGACUUUCUGGGCACGGUGCGGGCGUUCAUGUCGUCGAAGGGAACGCCUCUACCACAGAACAUGUCGAUGACGUUCGUCGGGCCAUCGCUAAAUUCGAGCGAAUCAACACGAAGCGUAGAUCUGCAAAACUUGUUUGCGUCCAUCGUGGGGCUUGGGGGCUCAGCAAGAAUCGGGACCGUUCCAAACGGCUGGGCUCUUGCAGCCCAGCGCUUGAACCUUGCCACGCAUGUCUCGCACUCGACGGGCAUGGCAAAUUUGAGCGCAGCAGAUAUCGCACAAGGUGUGCCACCACCCAACCAAGUGGCAGAUCGUCUGAUGAGCUUCUACAAAGAUCGCCUCGGUAGUUUCGAGGAGUUCUGGAUGCAACGGAUGCGUGGUGCGAGUGGACAAGCGCAACCUCAGACUCAGGCCAAUCAGCAGAGCGGGCCCGCUGGGGGUCAGCAGCAGCUGCCCUUGCACCAAUUACAGCAGCAGCAGCAGCAGCAGCAGCAGAAGCCUCCCAAUGGGCAGUCGAUCGUGCAGCCACCAUCUGAUAAUACCACAUCUCAACAGCCGGCAGGCCAGGCUCCAGAUAACGCUAGCGCACCUCUGCAAAAUGUUACUAUGGCUCAGGCGUCUGCGAUGGUAGCUGCUCUCCCCGGACACAUGCAACAGCUUUCGGCCAUGGUCCAAGCUCAGCGCAUCACGCCGGAACAGGCCAGGCAGAGGGCCGCGCAGCUUCAAGCGGCGAGUCAGCGCGCGGUCCAGCUCGCACAGGAGGGACAAGCUCGUCAAAACCAGGCCCACGCACAACAGCCCUCGAGCACACCGCAGCAGCCUCCGCAAUCGACUCCGUCUGGUCAGACUAUUCAGCAGCAGCAGCAGCAGCUGCAGCAGCCCCCACAGCAGCAAGGCCCGCUGCAGGCACAGAUCAUGCAGCCGCCGCCAACGCCGCAGAAUGCUGCGUUCGAGCAACAAGCUCAGCUGCAGCGUCCGCAGGAAGCAGUACCCACUGCACCCCCAGGCGGACAAGCAGAGGCGAACAAGACCAAAGCAGAGAGCAAGCGCCCGGCGAAAAAGCCACGCAAGUCCACCGCUUCUGUUGAAUUGGGUCCGUCCGGAGAGGUUCCAGCUCCUCCGACCGUGCCACACGAGUCUGGAGCGCCCAGCACCCAGACCUCCUCUGGUAUGCCAAGCGACGCCGCUGCUCAACAAGCACUAGCUACCCACCAAAUUCAGCAAGCGCACGCAGCAAUGCAGGCGCUACAGCACGGAAAUUUGAGCAAGCAACAGCAGCAAGGGGCUCUCGCAGCUAUCAAGACCGCAUUUCCAAAGCUGGAUCCACCUACACAGGCUCGUGCAAUGUCCAUCGCGCAGACAGUGACCAGUCAAAUUGCCACUCCCCCUGAUGCUGAUAAGUCUGAAGGAGGCGCACCCGCAAGCGCCGAUGCCGGGCCAGAUGUACCGCCGUCGUCUCUCGCUGACGCUGUCCGACAGCAGCAGGCGAAGCAGGCAGCUACAGGUGGUCCUCAGCUGGCACCAGGGCUUGGUAGCGCUGCCGCCGCAGCUCUAGCCGAAGUGCCACUCUCUGCUGCAGACGUCAGCAAUCAACGUCCCUUCUACAAAAUCGAGUAUAUGCCUAUUAGACGGGAUCUCAAGAGCUUCGGUGGAUGGGAUCUGGACCACAUACAAGAUGCGAUUGGAACGCAGCUCGAGGGUAGAGGCAAAGUACCGAGGCAUGUACGCGAACUAGGUCACGUCGAUGUGGGCGGCCUGACGAUGUCACUGCGCAGCCGCCUGGAGAUUGAAGUGGCCUAUGCUUUGAAUGCACUGCGCAUUCUGUCGUCCGGAAGCGGAUCAUCCUCGCAGGUGGAUUUCAUCUUUCCGCUAGGCUCAUGCGACGAUCUCCUCGACGAGCUUGUGGAGCUGCUGGAGGAUUCUGUGCUCGGCCGCAGCGACGAAGAGCUGGAGCUCCUCGCCGAGCGGCCCCGAGACGACACUCUUUCCCUAGCCUCAGAUGGUCCUACCUCUCCUGGUCUUUCCCACCGCGAGUGGAUAGACGCUGUGUUGGAAGAACAGCAAGAGAAUCAAGUCUGGCGCCGCAAGCGCUUGCAAGGAGCGGCAUUAAGCUCUGGCGAUGCCAAUACGUUCCGCCUAGACGACCACUCCGACAGUGAUGAGGAAGUACUUGCCGUUGAAGAAGACGCAGACGGACUAUUAGACCUGCGUGACUCUGCACAAGACGUCGAUGCUCGAAGCGCCAAUGAGCGACGUGCCAAUCAUUUUGCAGCUACCUCGAUUGCCGUCUUGGAGAUUCUUCGCAAUCUUGCAAUGAUGACCGAGAACAACGUCGUCAUCGCCGAGCAUCCACGAGCACUCAGUCUGCUUGCGCGCAUCUGCUCUCUGACAGAUGCUCAAGUCAAGAGGCGCUUCCGUCAGCGCUUGCCGGAAGUCUCACAGGAAGACGAGGAAGAAGAAGUCGAAGGUGAAGUUCGGACAGUCUUGACCCUCACUGAGGCAUUGCGAGUGCGGAAGGACAUUCUUGAGAUUAUCGCAACACUCGCCUGUGAUCACAUUCGUCUCGCCAGCUUAGGUCCCUCUGCAUCAGUCGCCCUAUUCGAGCUGAUCGCAGGUUUCAUAGUCGAUGCUGGGGACAUUGAAGAGAAGUCUGGAGGCGUCUACGAUCAACACUCGUCCACUCAACCAGUCGCUAGGAAAGUGCCUCAACACGCGGACAUCGCCCUAGAGGCCUUCUCGCGCUUUGCUCAACCAGACGAGAACAGGGAAGUUCUGAGCGCUUUGCUUUCCUCUUCGAGGGUUCUGCAAUUCACUCAAGUUCUCGUCAAGCUGCUACCAGUGUCGGAUCUGGAUUUUCAACUAAUGAGGACAGAACCGCGUCUAGCAUACAACGAGAGGCUGGCCAUGAGUCUCUACAACAUGUGCUUCUUGGCACCACCAAAAGUGAAGAGCGUGCUCCGAAGCACGCCCGGCGUCAUCAAGGUGUUGUUCCGUGUCAUCAAUCGACUGGCUUACAUCAGCACCGACUUCAGCAUGAACCCCUUUGGCACCCUCAUCGCAAGGCUUGUGGAAGCGUUGCGUCUCAUUUCAGACGCCGCAGACUCGUUUGCGGCGGCAAGCUUUGGCGGACCAGCGUCGCGUCAGAGCUCCGCUGGCUCAGCCGUCCUGAUUGAAGACCUGAUGAACGUGCUCGAGAUCCUCGCUUUCCAGGGCAUCGACCCCGUCAUUGUAUCUGAGCUAGAGAGUAUGAUACAUGCGUAGCUGCGCUACUGGUGCGCAUCGUUCAGAAAUUGUAAUGUAGUCUCAUGGUGCCCAUCUG